This is a messenger RNA of Acanthosepion pharaonis, 3867 nucleotides long. The record is from the annotation of a GenBank genome assembly. NCBI's taxonomy places the organism in Eukaryota, Metazoa, Mollusca, Cephalopoda, Sepiida, Sepiidae.
AUGUGUCCCAUAUUGUUCUCCUCUCUCUCUUCCUCUUGUAUUCUAUUCGUUUAUCCUCCUUCGAUGUGUCCCAUAUUGGUCUCCUCUGCGUCUUCCUCGCGUAUUCUAUUCGUUUAUCCUCCUUUGAUCUGUCCCAUAUUGUUCUCCUCUCUUCGUCUUACUCGCGUAUUUUUAUUCGUUUAUCCUCAUUUCGAUCUGUCCCAUAUUGGUCUCCUCUGCGUCUUCCUCGCGGAUUUUAUUCGUUUAUCCUCCUUCGGUGUGUCCCUCGCGUAUUGUUCACCUCUCCGUCUUCCUCCAGAUAAUUUAAUCCUUUAUCCUCCUUCGAUCUGUCCCAUAUUUUAUUCCUUUCCUCCUCUAAGUCUUCCUCGCGUAAUUUAUUCGUUUAUCCUCCUUCGAUCUGUCCCCAUAUUGAUCACCUCUCCGUCUUCCACGCGUAUUUUAUUCCUUUAUCCACCUUCGAUCUGUCCCCAUAUUGUUCCUCUCCUCUUCCUCGCAUGUCUUGCUCGCGUAUUUUAUUCGUUUAUCCUCAUUCGAUCUGUCCCAUAUUGGUCUCCUCUGCGUCUUCCUCGCGGAUUUUAUUCGUUUAUCCUCCUGCUAUCUGCCCCAUAUUGUUCUCCUCUCUCGCUUCCUCGCGUAAUUUAUUCGUUUAUCCUCCUUCGAUGUGUCCCAUAUUGUUCUCCUCUCUCUCUUCCUCUUGUAUUCUAUUCGUUUAUCCUCCUUCGAUGUGUCCCAUAUUGGUCUCCUCUGCGUCUUCCUCGCUCUUCCUCGCGUAAUUUAUUCGUUUAUCCUCCUUCGAUCUGUCCCAUAUUGAUCACCUCUCCGUCUUCCACGCGUAUUUUAUUCCUUUAUCCACCUUCGAUCUGUCCCAUAUUGUUCUCCUCUGCGUCUUACUCGCGUAUUUUAUUCGUUUAUCCUCAUUCGAUCUGUCCCAUAUUGGUCUCCUCUGCGUCUUCCUCGCGGAUUUUAUUCGUUUAUCCUCCUGCGAUCUGUCCCAUAUUGGUCUCAUCUGCGUCUUACUCGCGUAUUUUAUUCGUUUAUCCUCAUUCGAUCUGUCCCAUAUUGGUCUCCUCUCCGUCUUCCUCGCGUAUUUUAUUCUUUUAUCCUCCUUCGAUCUGUCCCAUAUUGUUCUCCUCUCUCUCUUCCUCGUGUAUUCUAUUCUUUUAUCCUCAUUCGAUCUGUCCCAUAUUGUUCUCCUCUCUCUCUUCCUCUUGUAUUCUAUUCGUUUAUCCUCCUUCGAUGUGUCCCAUAUUGGUCUCCUCUGCGUCUUCCUCGCGUAUUCUAUUCGUUUAUCCUCCUUUGAUCUGUCCCAUAUUGUUCUCCUCUGCGUCUUACUUGCGUAUUUUAUUCGUUUAUCCUCAUUCGAUCUGUCCCAUAUUGGUCUCCUCUGCGUCUUCCUCGCGGAUUUUAUUCGUUUAUCCUCCUUCGGUGUGUCCCAUAUUGUUCACCUCUCCGUCUUCCUCAGAUAAUUUAAUCCUUUAUCCUCCUUCGAUCUGUCCCAUAUUGUUCUCCUCUAAGUCUUCCUCGCGUAAUUUAUUCGUUUAUCCUCCUUCGAUCUGUCCCAUAUUGGUUUCCUCUCCGUCUUCAUCGCGUAUUUUAUUCGUUUAUCCUCCUUCGAUCUGUCCCAUAUUGUUCUCCUCUCUCUCUUCCUCGUGUAUUCUAUUCUUUUAUCCUCAUUCGAUCUGUCCCAUAUUGUUCUCCUCUUUCUCUUCCUCUUGUAUUCUAUUCGUUUAUCCUCCUUCGAUGUGUCCCAUAUUGGUCUCCUCUGCGUCUUCCACGUGUAUUUUAUUCCUUUAUCCACCUUCGAUCUGUCCCAUAUUGGUCUCCGCUCCGUCUUCCUCGCGUAUUUUAUUCCUUUAUCCACCUUCGAUCUGUCCCAUAUUGUUCUCCUCUACGUCUUCCUCGCGUAUUUUAUUCGUUUAUCCACCUUCGAUCUGUCCCAUAUUGGUCUCCUCUGCGUCUUCCUCGCGUAUUCUAUUCGUUUAUCCUCCUUUGAUCUGUCCCAUAUUGUUCUCCUCUGCGUCUUACUCGCGUAUUUUAUUCGUUUAUCCUCAUUCGAUCUGUCCCAUAUUGGUCUCCUCUGCGUCUUCCUCGCGGAUUUUAUUCGUUUAUCCUCCUGCGAUCUGUCCCAUAUUGGUCUCAUCUGCGUCUUCCUCACGUAUUUUAUUCGUUUAUCCACCUUCGAUCUGUCGAAUAUUGGUCUCCACUCCGUCUUCCUCGCGUAUUUUAUUCCUUUAUCCUCCUUCGAUGUGUCCCAUAUUGGUCUCCUCUCCGUCUUUCCCGGGUAAUUCAUUCGUUUAUCCUCCUUCGAUCUGUCCCAUAUUGUUCUCCUCUGCGUCUUCCUCGCGUAUUUUAUUCGUUUAUCCUCAUUCGAUGUGUCCUAUAUUGGUCUCCUAUCCGUCUUUCCCGCGUAAUUCAUUCGUUUAUCCUCAUUCGAUCUGUCCCAUAUUGUUCUCCUCUGCGUCUUCCUCGCGUAUUGUAUUCGUUUAUCCUCAUUCGAUCUGUCCCAUAUCGUUCUCCUCUGUCUUCCUCGCGUAUUGUGUUCGUUUAUUCUCCUUCGAUCUGUCCCAUAUUGUUCUCCUCUGCGUCUUCCUCACGUAUUUUAUUCGUUUAUCGUCCUUCGAUCUGUCCCAUAUUGGUCUCCUCUCCGUCUUCCUCGCGUAUUUUAUUCUUUUAUCCUCCUUCGAUCUGUCCCAUAUUGUUCUCCUCUCUCGCUUCCUCGUGUAUUCUAUUCUUUUAUCCUCAUUCGAUCUGUCCCAUAUUUUUCUCCUCUCUCUCUUCCUCUUGUAUUCUAUUCGUUUAUCCUCCUUCGAUGUGUCCCAUAUUGGUCUCCUCUGCGUCUUCCUCGCGUAUUCUAUUCGUUUAUCCUCCUUUGAUCUGUCCCAUAUUGUUCUCCUCUGCGUCUUACUCGCGUAUUGUAUUCGUUUAUCCUCAUUCGAUCUGUCCCAUAUUGGUCUCCUCUGCGUCUUCCUCGCGUAUUUUAUUCGUUUAUCCUCCUUCGAUCUGUCCCAUAUUGUUCUCCUCUGCGUCUUCCUCACGUAUUUUAUUCGUUUAUCGUCCUUCGAUCUGUCCCAUAUUGAUCACCUCUCCGUCUUCCUCGCGUAUUUUAUUCUUUUAUCCUCCUUCGAUCUGUCCCAUAUUGUCCUCCUCUCUCUCUUCCUCGUGUAUUCUAUUCUUUUAUCCUCCUUCGAUCUGUCCCAUAUUGUUCUCCUCUCUCUCUUCCUCGUGUAUUCUAUUCGUUUAUCCUCCUUCGAUCUGUCCCAUAUUGGUCUCCUCUCCGUCUUCCUCGCGUAUUUUAUUCUUUUAUCCUCUUUCGAUUUGUCCCAUAUUGUUCUCCUCUCUCUCUUCCUCGUGUAUUCUAUUCGUUUAUCCUCCUUCGAUCUGUCCCAUAUUGGUCUCCUCUCCGUCUUCCUCGGGUAUUUUAUUCGUUUAUCCUCUUUCGAUCUGUCCCAUAUUGUUCUCCUCUCCGUCUUCCUCGCGUAUUUUAUUCGUUUAUCCUCCUUCGAUCUGUCCCAUAUUGAUCACCUCUCCGUCUUCCACGUGUAUUCUAUUCGUUUAUCCUCCUGCGAUCUGUCCCAUAUUGUUCUCCUCUGCGUCUUCCUCGCGUAUUUUAUUCGUUUAUCCUCCUUCGAUGAAACUCAUAUUCUUCCUGUCUUCUUUCUAGUGUAUUUUAUUCGUUUGUCGUCUGUCGUUCUGUCUGAUUUUGUUCUUCUCUUCCGCUUCCUCUGUCUUUUAUUCCUUUAUCCUCCUUCGAUCUGUCUCAUAUUGUUCCUGUUGUCUUCUUCCUCGUGUAUUUUAUUCUCUAUCAUAUUGUUCUCAUCGUCUUCCUCACGUCUUAUAUUCGUUUUACUUCUUUCCUCGCAUUUUUGA